UUUGCAGGAACGAUAGGCGGCGACGGCUCCCAAUGCGGUGGAGGGCCGCGGAAAGUCCGCGGGGCGGCGCGCGUUAUCGAUCCUUCUUCAGCCCUGCAGCCCGCACACCGUUCGUUAAAAGGCAAACAAGACGACCCUCAUUCUCACUUUUCAUCCGGGUCUGCUCUUGCCAAUGCUUACUUCUACACUCCCUCCGCCUUGAUCCUUCUUUUCCGCGCUGUUACCCGCUCAACGCCUUCAGGACGAGCUUUCGACAGCUUGAACUCACUCUCCGUCCAGGCCCGUUCUUGCCAAUGCUUGCUUCUAUACUCGAUCCACCUCGACCCUUCUUUUCCGCCGUUCGCAAUUAGCCCUAGGUCAUUACCCGCUGAAAGCCUUCAAGCUGAGAUUUUCCCCUCCAACUGGCAUGGACGAUUCGAAAGACAUCGGAGGCGACCCGUCAAUCCACUCUGAGGAUACAAACCAACAAGACGACCUUGAGUACAAGCAAGAUGUGGAAAAGCAACACAUUGACAACAAGGUCGAAGAUGGCGCUGCUGCCGACGCUGAAGCGCACAAAGACUUGAAUGUCGUCGGCUGGGACGGCCCAGACGACCCUGCAAAUCCCAUGAACUGGCCGAAGGUGAAAAAGGUCGGCGCUAUAGCGGUGGUCUCCUUCAUCACCUUGCUAUCGCCACUCGCUUCCACUAUGAUCUCGCCAGCUACUGCAGAGGUCAUGGAAACCUUCCACUCCACAAACGAGACCAUGGGCGCUUUUGUGACAACGGUAUAUCUCCUCGGAUACGUUUGCGGACCGCUAGUCCUCGCGCCUCUCUCCGAGCUCUAUGGCCGUGUCAUCGUUUACAAUGUUUGCAAUUUCGUCUUCUUGAUAUUCAGCAUCGCCUGCGCAGUCGCCAACAGCAUGGGAUCCCUGAUCGUGUUCCGGCUGUUUGCCGGUAUCGCCGCGUCUUCUCCUAUCACUCUUGGGGCCGGGACGAUAGCGGAUAUGAUACCUCUGGAGAAGCGUGGUCUCGCCAUGGCCUUAUGGAUUUUGGGACCAUUGUUGGGGCCCACCUGCGGGCCGCUAGCUGGGGGUUAUCUCGCUGAAGCCAAAGGUUGGCGUUGGAUUUUCUGGGUGAUAUCUAUAUGCGCUGGCGUUGUCUGUAUAGUCACCCUCAUCUUCAUUCGCGAAUCUUACGCGUAUGUGAUCCUACAACGGAAGACGACGCGCUUGCGGAAAGAGACCGGGAACCAGCAACUACGGUCUGCGUUGGAUACUGGUAGAGACCCUGCCGAGCUAUUCAAAUUCUCUAUCGUGCGACCAAUCAAAAUGCUUGUCCUGUCUCCGAUUGUCUUAUUAAUGAGCCUCUAUCAAGCAAUAGUGUAUGGCUACUUAUAUCUGCUUUUCACAACUUUUCCUCGCGUCUUCGAAGGCCAGUACGGUUUCUCGCAAGGGAGCGUCGGAUUGACGUACAUGGGCGUGGGCAUCGGGUCCUUCAUCGGCUUGAUCUUGUGUGCGGCAUCCUCGGACCGGAUCGUCACCACAUUGACCAAGCGCAACGGCGGAACAGCGAAGCCGGAAUAUCGCCUUCCGGUUAUGUUUAUUGGGUCCCUGGCAGUGCCGAUUGGUUUGUUUUUGUACGGCUGGACGGCGGAAAAGAAGGUGCAUUGGAUCGCGCCAAUAAUUGGCACAGGCUUUCUUGGCAGCGGGCUUUUCCUGAUAUUCCUGCCGACCAGUAGCUACUUAGUGGAUGCCUACACAGUGUAUGCUGCGUCUGUAUCAGCGGCAGCGACAGUCUUCCGCUCCCUCCUCGGCGCCCUGUUACCUCUGGCCGGUAACAGUAUGUACGACGCUCUAGACGUGGGAUGGGGUACAUCGCUCCUGGGCUUCAUCGCGGUGGCGUUCAUUCCUGUGCCUCUAAUCUUUUGGAUGUUCGGCCAGCGAAUCCGAGAAAGUAGGUUCGCGCAAGUCCAGUUCUGACCGAAGAGCCGCAGUACGAAGAUUGUCAUAUUUUUUGAGUCACCGAUGUGACCACCUAGCUCAGUGACUCAAAAUAUACGAUAAUCUUCGUAUGGGGUGAAAAGGAACCGGGACAAAUACGACGGCAGACCUUGGUUCGAACCUUGGGCUCUCUUUGUCUGUUUUGACCUCUUGUAAUAUACUACCGUUGGCAUGAGGGACAAGGCCACGCAGCGAUACGAGGACGGAUUAACAAUCGAAAUCUCAGCUCCUUCUUGAGGUAGAACGAAGGCUGCAGGAGAACUCGCAGCGGAACCGGCGUUGGGCCGGCUUGAAGGCUGCCAUAU
Molecule: messenger RNA, 2286 nt
Organism: Trematosphaeria pertusa
Lineage: Eukaryota; Fungi; Ascomycota; Dothideomycetes; Pleosporales; Trematosphaeriaceae
Product: MFS general substrate transporter
Exons: 6
Coding region: 407-1960 (517 amino acids)
Biological process (GO): transmembrane transport
Molecular function (GO): transmembrane transporter activity
Source: RefSeq, a predicted model, not a curated record